Messenger RNA from Annulohypoxylon truncatum, 2084 nucleotides. Its product is annotated as alpha/beta-hydrolase. The record is from RefSeq and is a predicted model, not a curated record. The transcript has 6 exons. Bases 118 to 1992 code for a protein of 624 amino acids. NCBI's taxonomy places the organism in Eukaryota, Fungi, Ascomycota, Sordariomycetes, Xylariales, Hypoxylaceae.
AAAUAAGUAGAAAAUGAAGGCCUCGCUGGGAUAGCGCAGCGCUAAGCCUACACCUACCGAGCUUCUACCCUUCUUGAGCUAAGUGUUGUACAAAUCAUAACAUUGAACAAGACCAAAAUGCCCCUACCAUUUCUUGGUCGAUUAGACAUAGCCGAGUAUUUCGCCCUCGUAGGCUCGUUCUUACUCGUCGGUCUCGAAGUCUUCGUCCGAGUGUUAACACUAGCUUUACCAACUUCGUUGUUGAACCUCUUCUACCGAGCCUCGCGACGGGCAUUCAAUAGGUUUACAACCGAAUCGCAGAAAAGAGCGGAACAGAGAAGGAAGUCUAUCUCGACCUCCGUUCGAAAUGCCUCCGAUUUCGUUGAUCUCUGUGCCAUGUUUGGCUAUACAGCCGAGGAACAUGUACUACAAACUAAGGAUGGGUACCUGCUCGGAAUACACCGCCUAGCAUGGAGAAAAGGCGAGGAAGACAUGAAGGUCAAUGACGGACCUGCUAGUCUUAAGAAGCGUGUUGUCUACCUUCACCACGGGCUUUUGAUGAACAGCGAGGUUUGGGUUUGUCUCACUGAUGCGCAAAGGUCUCUACCUUUCGUGUUAGUGGAAAGGGGUUACGAUGUUUGGCUGGGCAACAACCGAGGGAACAAAUAUUCCAAGAAAUCAGCGAAAUACUCCCCGACUUCUACCGAUUUCUGGAAUUUUUCGAUCGACGAGUUUGCAUUUUACGACAUCCCAGACUCCAUCAAUUACAUCUUGGAAACUACAAAACAGGCAUCUCUGUCUUAUAUUGGCUUCUCUCAGGGAACGGCGCAAGCAUUCGCUAGUUUAGCUAUACACCCUAAACUUAAUGAGCAGGUCAAUGUCUUCAUCGCGUUGGCUCCGGCCAUGGCGCCUGCCGGGUUAAACAACGGGAUCGUUGAUGCUCUCAUCAAAGCUUCGCCUCAGGUCUUAUUCCUCCUCUUUGGCAGACGUUCCAUUCUUAGCUCUGCUACGAUGUGGCAGUCUAUAUUGUACCCGCCCAUCUUCAUCAAGGUCAUCGAUAUGGGAUUGUCUUUCCUAUUUGGGUGGAAGACUAAGAACCUAUCCGUCAGCCAAAAACUUGCCGCCUACCCACACCUAUACUCGUUCACUAGCACCAAGUCGGUUGUCCAUUGGUUCCAGAUUAUUCGCAACCAAUCUUUCCAGAUGUAUGACGAUGAUGUGCAGACGCCUCUAUCCGUCAACGGCUUAAACAAGUACACGAAGGUCGCCAAGUAUCCAACCCGCAAUAUCAAGACCCCGAUUGUCUUAGUAUACGGAGGUAGCGACUCCCUAGUGGACAUAAAGGUUAUGAUGAAGGAAUUGCCUAACCGGACGGUUGCUACCGAAAUUCCUCACUACGAGCAUCUUGAUUUCCUCUGGGCUCGCGACGUUGAUGCUCAAGUCUUCCAACAUGUCUUCGACGCCUUGGAGAAUUUCAGGGGCGCAGAGCAUUCCGUAGAGCAGUUCGAGAGUUAUCAACGAGCGCGUAGUGUCAGCUUGUCAGCAUCCAAUGAAUUCAAACACGCUCGCAUUAAUAGCGAUGCCCCCGAAUCUGACUCGACGUCCGUGCAAUCUAAUGGACCUAAUGGACAGGCUCAGGAGGGCAAUGGUAGAUCCCACAAGGCGCGUGAAAGACCCGCGGAUCACUCUGAUUUCACCACAGAACCAAUUCAGUCCCCGAACGCGACAGACGCCAAUCUCGCCCACCCUAUUACCACCAUCGCAGAAGACGUCAGCUCGCCUUCACCAGAGAGAUUGACCCCGAUUGGAGGUCAGGAUGGCACGAACGACUUGUCCGACCCUAUGACCCCAACUCCAUCAGGGCAGAAAAAGAAUUUUCGUAGGCGUAACAGCGCGGCUAGCAACCUCAGCCUAGAUUCUAUGAAAGGCGGCCGAGGCAUCAGGGUCGGCGCCGCGAAACCUAUCACGGGGAGUAGUAGCGACGAGGGUCGGAGGCAUUCUGGUUUCGAUUGAUACCCUAACACGCAAGUCGUGAGUUCAAAGGCGUGGUAUAUAUAAAUUGGGCGGACUGUUUAGAUUGGCGCUUGUGCAUAGAGGGUCGACCC